ACUACCGUGGUAGUUCCUAAAAUACUGAAGUUAAAUUUAAGUAAUAACUGUUCGGUAAUAAGAGGAAUAUAAAAAUUAAUACAAUUUCAUAAAACAUAUUUAGAGAGAUUAUUAACUUCUAUAUCAAGAUGUCAUUUGCAGGGAAAGUUGUCUUAAUAACUGGAGCUAGUUCUGGCAUUGGAGCAGCAACUGCUUUACAUUUUUCACAACUUGGUGCAUUGUUAUCAUUAACAGGUCGUAAUGUACACAGAUUAAAAGAAAUAGCUGAACAAUGUAAAUCUAAUACACCAUUAAUUAUAACCGGAGAAUUAACUAAUGAAACUGAUGUUCAAAAUAUUGUUAAAUUUACUAUUGAACAUUAUGGAAAACUAGAUAUUUUAAUUAAUAAUGCUGGUGUAUUAGAGAGUGGAAGUAUAGAAAAUACUUCAUUGGAACAAUAUGAUAGAGUUUUUAACAUAAAUGUACGUUCAGUGUAUCAUUUAACAACAUUGGCUGUUCCACACAUAGUGAAAACUAAAGGCAAUAUUGUGAAUGUAUCAAGUGUAGUUGGAUUAAGAUCUUUUCCAGGUGUUUUAUCAUAUUGUAUGAGUAAAUCAGCAAUUGAUCAAUUUACACGAUGUACAGCUCUUGAACUAGCACCAAAACAAGUAAGGGUUAAUGCUGUAAAUCCUGGUGUAAUAGUAACAAAUCUUCAUAAAAGAAGUGGAAUGUCAGAUGAACAAUUAAAAACAUUCUUUGAUCAUAGCAAAGAAACUCAUGCACUUGGAAGAACAGGAGAUGCUAGUGAAGUUGCAAAAGCAAUCGCAUAUUUAGCAAGUGAUGAUGCCAGUUUUAUUACAGGCGUUACUUUAUCAAUUGAUGGAGGAAGACAUAUCAUGUGUCCUCGUUAAACUAUAUUUACUUUCAAUAUCAAAAUAUCUAUUAAAUU
This is a messenger RNA of Eufriesea mexicana, 928 nucleotides long. Its product is annotated as 3-oxoacyl-[acyl-carrier-protein] reductase FabG. Lineage: Eukaryota; Metazoa; Arthropoda; Insecta; Hymenoptera; Apidae. Gene Ontology annotation, molecular function: oxidoreductase activity. The coding region runs from base 129 to 890 and encodes 253 amino acids. The record is from RefSeq and is a predicted model, not a curated record. The transcript has 4 exons.